CUCUAUUGGUCCCAUGUGCGAUACCUUUGUUAUUGUUAUUGUAUAAAUCAUGGACGAAUUGGCUGCGCAAAGAAACUGGACUGAUGAAGAGCGCUUGGAGCUGGCAGCAAAGCUGGAUGCCGAGUUGGACGCAUUCAUCGACGGCCUGGAGAAGAAACGCUACGAGGAGGGAUGGCCAGAAGACAGGUGGCAGGAGGAGAUGGAUAAGCACCCGUUCUUCAUGAAGCGGGCGCCCCAGCCAGGUGAUGAUGUGCACCCCAUGUUUGAGGGCCUGCAGAAGCUCAAGUACGAUCCGGAGGAGAACACGCGGGACGAGUUGGCUCUAAACUACAAGGAGGACGGAAACUUUUACAUGAAGCACAAGAAAUUCCGCAUGGCGGUCUGCAGCUUUACCGAGGGCAUCAAGUCAAAGACGGAGAAUCCGGAUGUGCUGGCCGUACUGUACAACAAUCGCUCAGCAGCUCACUACUUCAUUAAGAACUACAGAUCUGCGUUGAGCGAUGCACAGCGUGCCCUCUUUUUCAAACCGGACUACACCAAAGCGCGCUGGCGAGCGGCUCAGUGUGCUCACGAGCUGGACAAGUUUGACUUGUGCAGUCAGAUGUGCGAGGAACUGCUCGAAGUGGAUGUUGACCACAAAGAGGCUAAGGCGCUGCUGCACAAAAACAAAAUGAAAAAGUUAGAGACAGAGCGCAAUCAGCGCAAGGAAGCUGCCGAAGCCAAGCGUCGCCUAAGUCGCUAUCACAGGCUGCGCGACGCCAUCGAACAGCGUUCGGUUAAGUUUGACGAUCAAAAGGCCGGUGGGAAAAAUGCCACUAUUAGCGAGGAGCUGCUGCGGCCCAAAUUCCUGCCACUUGAAGAUCACCCAGUGCACUUGGACGAGGAUGGUACAACUCUGGUGUGGCCAGCUGCUUUCUCGUACCCCGAGUUCUUGUUCAGCGACUUCCAGCAGCAGCUGCCAGAGACCGCAACCAUGCAGGAUUGCCUGGCGACGUUAUUCGCCGAACCGCUUCCCUGCGACACAACAAACAGCUAUCGACCGAACAAUGUGCAUGUGUAUUAUGAGAACCGAAAGGUGGGCUGCGUUCACAAGGUCGUCAUGGAGAAACAACUGAGCGAGAUUGUUGCCGAGAAGGGAUUCUUCGUUUCCGGUGGUGCCCUGCUUUUCUAUGUGGUGCCCAAGGACUCGCGGGUGGAACAGGAAUUUAUCCAUCAACAGCGACGACCUAUGGUCUACAGUUGAGAUGACGACGGCGAAGAAGAAAUAAAAUAAAUAACGAAAAUAAUAGCCUGAUAAA
Molecule: messenger RNA, 1298 nt
Organism: Drosophila serrata
Lineage: Eukaryota; Metazoa; Arthropoda; Insecta; Diptera; Drosophilidae
Gene: Dpit47
Product: DNA polymerase interacting tpr containing protein of 47kD
Biological process (GO): protein folding
Cellular component (GO): nucleus; cytosol
Molecular function (GO): Hsp90 protein binding; Hsp70 protein binding
Source: RefSeq, a predicted model, not a curated record